AUGGUAGCGCUCAAAGAUAAAUCAGCCUUACAAUAUGUUUACCCUUUUAUAGGUCCAAUUGUGCGGAUCAACCCCCGAGAAGUCCACAUCAAAGAUCCGUAUUUCUACGAUGAGCUUUAUGCUCCGAGCAGCGGGGUGCGAGACAAAGACCCGAAAUCCGUAGUGAUCUUCAGUGCCCCUACCUCGUUAGUCGCAACAGUUGACCAUCAAACGCAUCGCAUGCGCCGGAAAUUACUAAACAACUUCUUUUCAAGGCGGUCGAUUGAGAAUAUCGAGCCGGUUAUCCACAAGUCGCUCUCAAGGUUCCUGGAUGGUCUUACUACAGCCCACAAGGAAGGCAGCGUAGUAGAGUUGAUCGACAGACUACAAGGGUUGACAGGUGACGUGAUAACAGAAUAUGCGUAUGGAGAGAACUAUGGGCUCCAAGAUCCUGAGAACUAUGGCAAAGGCAUUGUCAAGGUUGUUCAGGAAGGGACGGACCAAAUUCACUUCUUUAGGUUUUUCCCUCUCGUUUCGCAACUCUUGCGAUAUGUACCCUCGUGGUUUAUGAGCCAGGUCUUCCCGGCCCGAGCGGCAAUAUACCAGCUGCUGGAUGGUGUACGGAAGCAAUCAAUCCUCGCGCUUCAGCAGAGGAACACUUCCAAUGCUCCCCAGAAGAUGACCAUUUUCCAAGCUCUUACGGCUCCAGAGGUGCCGCCCGAGGAAAGAAAUUUGCAGCGCCUCGAGGAUGAGGGGCUGGUUUUGUUUGCUGCCGGUACAGAGACCACGGCGACCACCUUAUCUGUGGCUUUAUUUUACAUUCUGAAUGACAAGAGGGUCCUUUCGAAACUUCGCAGAGAAUUGGAACAAGUAAUGCCAACACCGCAACAUCCAACAACAUGGCGCGAACUUGAAAAGCUGCCAUAUUUGACGGCAGUCAUCCGCGAGGCCCUACGCUUUUCUGGAAUAGUUAUGCGACAGCAGAGAAUUUCGCCGACACAGGCCUUAAAAUACAAGGAUAUUGUGGUGCCUCCUGGGACACCAGUCAGUAUGAUCGCACGUUUCGUACAUAUGGAUCCCACCAUUUUUCCUGAUCCGACGAGGUUUCACCCUGAACGUUGGAUGCUCGCAGCUGGGCGCGAUGAAGGUCUUUCAAAGUUCCUUGUGACAUUUAGCAGAGGUAACAGGGGCUGUAUAGGCCUGAACUUGGCCUAUGCGGAAUUAUAUAAUACCCUCGCAGCUGUUGUCCGUCGAUUCGAUUUGGAAUUGUACCAGACGACGCCAGAGAAUAUUCGGUUCGUACGAGACAAACUUCUUCCACGGAGCAAGGAUGGUUGCUGGACGGUCCGAGUCAAGGUUGUUGGAAUCCGUGAGGAAUAG
Aspergillus udagawae is the source of this 1359-nucleotide messenger RNA. Its product is annotated as putative cytochrome P450 oxygenase. The transcript has 4 exons. NCBI's taxonomy places the organism in Eukaryota, Fungi, Ascomycota, Eurotiomycetes, Eurotiales, Aspergillaceae. The coding region runs from base 1 to 1359 and encodes 452 amino acids. The record is from RefSeq and is a predicted model, not a curated record. Gene Ontology annotation, molecular function: heme binding; monooxygenase activity; iron ion binding.